Ipomoea triloba (trilobed morning glory) is the source of this 1625-nucleotide messenger RNA. RefSeq names its product ammonium transporter 3 member 3-like. Gene Ontology annotation, biological process: ammonium transmembrane transport. The record is from RefSeq and is a predicted model, not a curated record. Gene Ontology annotation, molecular function: ammonium channel activity. Lineage: Eukaryota; Viridiplantae; Streptophyta; Magnoliopsida; Solanales; Convolvulaceae. The coding region runs from base 90 to 1607 and encodes 505 amino acids. Gene Ontology annotation, cellular component: plasma membrane. The transcript has 2 exons.
UACCGUCGAUAUAUACAACCCAAAUGCAGCGUCUUAUAAUAUAUAUGCCAUUCCGCCACCCCACUAAUGUAUCUUCAAUCACAUAAUACAUGGGAGAAUUAUUGGGCCGUUUCUUGCCGGAAAAUAUCCGGCCGGACGACGCGAAUCCGGCAUGGAUGAACAAAGGCGACAAUGCAUGGCAACUAACCUCCGCAACGUUCGUCGGCCUCCAAAGCAUUCCCGGCCUCGUUAUCCUCUACGGCAGCAUUGUCAAGAAGAAAUGGGCCGUCAAUUCCGCUUUCAUGGCGCUUUACGCCUUCGCCGCCGUUUUGGUUUGUUGGGUUUGUUGGGGCUAUCAAUUGGCCUUCGGCGGCUCACUUUUUCCGUUCAUCGGAAAGCCGAGCCGACGUGAAAUGGACCAGACGUUUCUUUUAAGUCAAGCGUUUAUUGGAAAGUUCCCUAAUGCGACGAUGAUUUAUUUUCAGUUUGUUUUUGCCGCCAUUACCAUGAUUCUCCUCGCCGGCGCGUUGCUGGGACGGAUGAAUUUCCGCGCGUGGAUGCUCUUUGUUCCGCUUUGGCUGACUUUUUCGUACACCGUUUGCGCUUUUAGUAUUUGGAGCCCCGGCGGGUGGCUGUUUAAGAUGGGGAUAAUUGAUUACUCCGGCGGGUUAGUGAUCCAUCUUUCCUCCGGCGUGGCGGGUUUCACCGCCGCGUAUUGGGUGGGCCCACGCGCGGCGAGGGAUCGGGAGAGGUUCCCGCCGAAUAAUAUCCUCCUAAUGCUCGCCGGCGCCGGGAUAUUGUGGAUGGGGUGGACGGGGUUCAACGGCGGCGAUCCUUACGUGGCCAGCGCCGACGCGUCGUUGGCGGUGCUCAAUACCCACAUAUGCGCGGCGGCGAGUUUGCUGACGUGGCUGUUACUGGACAUUCUGUUCUACGAGAAGCCCUCCGUGAUCGGCGCUACGCAAGGGAUGAUUACCGGCCUGGUUUGCAUCACGCCGGCCGCCGGCGUCGUGCAGGGCUGGGCGGCGAUCAUAAUGGGAAUUCUCUCCGGCAGCCUUCCCUGGUUCAGCAUGAUGUUCGUACACAAAAGAGUAAAGCUCCUAAAACAAGUGGACGAUACGCUGGCGGUUUUCCACACCCACGCCGUUGCCGGAAGUCUCGGCGCAAUUCUCGCCGGGUUUUUCGCGAACCCUAAGCUCAGCCGGAUCUUCUACGGCGUUCCCGACUGGGAAAACCUGAUCGGCUUAGCUUACGGGCUCCACAACCGCCGCAUCGCCGCGGGGCUCCGCCAGAUGGGGAUUCAGCUCAUCGGGAUCGGAUUCGUGGUGGUGUACAACGUUGUUGUCACGAGCUUGAUUUGCUUGAUAGUAAAGCUGGUAGUUCCGUUAAGGUUAACGGAAGAACAGUUGAUUGUUGGGGACAGUGCUGUUCAUGGAGAAGAUGCAUAUGCACUGUGGGGUGAUGGAGAGAAAUUAGAAACCUCAAGAAACAUUCAUUCUAACUCCAACAAGAUUCAUUCUGCUAUUGAACUUGAUGAAGACCAUCCACUACCAAAACCUCCAAGUUCUAUCAUUUCUGAACCUGAAUCUGAAUUAAGCUCGCAAUACGUCUAUGACUUUGUAAUCUAGUGGCAUAAAGUAACUAUC